GCAGCAGCAGCAGCAGGCAGUCUAGCUUCAGCCUGAGCCUGUCCCACACCUCCAGAAGUCAGCCAUGAGUAGCCUCGGAUAUGACCCCUACUACUCCUCCUCGUUGUACAAACGCUGGUAUGAGCCUCCCCCUCGUGUGGCGCCGACCAGAGGGAGGACCCACGCCAACUACUCUUCUUAUGCGACCCCUCUAGCCUCGUCCCGUCUGCAGUACUCCUCUCCCAGCCGGGUGCUGUUCUCCUCCUACCCCUCCUCACCAGUGUCUUCCCUGGAGCUGGAGCUCAGCCAGGCGGCCCACAUCAGCUCAGAGUUUCGGGCUGUACGCACACAAGAGCGUAGCCAGCUGCAGGACCUCAACGACCGCUUUGCGGGGUUCAUCGAGAGAGUGCGGGAGCUGGAGCAGCAGAAUCGGGCUUUGCAGGCAGAGCUGCUGCUGCUGAGGCAGAGGCACGCAGAGCCGUCCCGCCUCAGAGCGCUCUAUGAGCAGGAGGCCAGGUCCCUGAGGGCAGCUGUGGAGGAAGCCAGGAUAGAGCACCAGGCUGUGCUGAGCCAGAGGGAGAAGCUGGAGCAGACCCUGAGGGUGAUGCAGGGUCAGUAUGAGGAGGAGAUGUUGGCUCGGGAAGAGGCAGAAGGGAGGCUGAUGGAGGCCCGUCGUGACGCCGACCAAGCUGCUUUGGCUAAAGCUGAGCAGGAGAAGAGCGUUGACAUCCUCCUGGAGGAGCUCGCCUUCUUGAAGAGGAUCCACGAAGGGGAGGUGGCCGAACUGCAGGCUCAGGUCCAGCUAGGUGUCCAGGUGGCUGUGGAGUCUGAAGCCGCCGCUCCAGACCUCUCUGGGGCUCUCAGAGAUAUCCGGUCCCAGUACGAGAGGCUGGCAGCGAGGAACACGCAGGCAGCAGAGGAGUGGUUCAAAGGGAAGAUCGGCUCCCUGACGGAAACCGUCGCCCAGCACAGCAACGCCAUGAGGAGCUCCAAAGAUAAAGCAGGAGAGUACCGGCGCCAGCUGCAGACCCGCAUCCUGGAGAUCGACGCAUGCAGAGGCCUCAACGAGUCCCUGGAGAAGCAGCUGCACGAGAUAGAAGAGAGGCAGAGUGCUGAGAUUGCUGCUAUGCAGAACACCAUUGCAGAGCUGGAAGGAGAACUGAGAGGCACCAAACAGGAAAUGGCUCGCUACCUGAAGGAGUACCAGGACCUUCUGAAUGUCAAAAUGGCUCUGGACAUUGAGAUUGCUGCAUACAGGAAGCUUCUGGAAGGCGAAGAGUCCCGCUUCAACGUGGGAAUGGCCGUCGGGGGUCCAUCCCUGUACGGCCACGGCUUCGCAGCUCCCUCCUUCGGUCGGCCCCUCUUGUCCAGCCUGAGCUCUGGAACCUCCUACCUGAUGACCUCACGUCUCCUCAGCUCCAGCACCACUGAGGGAAUCAUCUCUGCCAGCCAUGCCCUGCAAGCAGAGGCCAGCCCACCUGAAGAAGAGGAAGAGGAGGAAGAGGUCAAGGAGGAGGAAGACGAGGAGAAAGAGGAGGAAGAUAAGGAGAAAGAAGAGGAAGAGAGGGUAGAAGGAGAAGCUAAAGAUGAGACAGGUGGUGAAGAGGAGGAGGAGGCAGAGGUGGCUGAAGGAAAAGAAGGGGGAGAUGAAAAAGAGGAGGUGGAAGUCAAAUCAGAGGAAGCUGAAGAUGAAGGAGAAAAAGAUGAAGAGGUGAAAACAGAAGAUGCCGAAGAAAAAGGAGAAUCAGAAAAGGUGGAGGUGAAAACACAGGAUGCUGAAGAAAAAGGAGAAUCAGAAAAGGAGGAGGGGAAAACAGAAGAUGCUGAAGAAAAAGGAGAAACAGAGAAAGCUGAUGCAGAAGGUGCAGUAAAGCAAGAGAAGGAGGAAGCUAAAAAAAGCGAUGAGAAAGAUGACAAAAGAGAUGGCGCGAAGGAAGAAAAAGUCAGCGACCAAAGCGUUAAGGAGCCAACCCCGAAAGGGGAGGACAAAGGUGACAAACCCAAAGGAAAGGACGAAGAAAAACCAGCCAAAACAGAGCCUGCUGAAAAGAAAAGCACAAAAGACCAAAAGUGACUUUAGCAAAGUUCGGUCCAGCCUGGCAAAAACCACAGCUUGAUAAUCGGCGCUGUCAAGUCUGCUUGUUAACACGGUGCUCAGCGAGGCAGUCCAAUAACCAAUUACAGCAACAAAUCCAGGUUAACUGCUUGCCGAUAACCAGAUCAAUCCAAAAGGGUCCCAUUGCACAUUUCCUGGUGACUAAUGUCUUUAAUUGCUGAAUAAAAGAGUGUGUGUGAGUUCUGAGUGCUCAAAUAAAUGAAUUUAAAAUCA
This is a messenger RNA of Oryzias latipes (Japanese medaka), 2308 nucleotides long. It is a transcript of the gene nefla, whose product is annotated as neurofilament light chain a. The record is from RefSeq and is a predicted model, not a curated record. Gene Ontology annotation, molecular function: structural constituent of postsynaptic intermediate filament cytoskeleton. Gene Ontology annotation, biological process: neurofilament bundle assembly. Gene Ontology annotation, cellular component: postsynaptic intermediate filament cytoskeleton; axon; cytoplasm. Lineage: Eukaryota; Metazoa; Chordata; Actinopteri; Beloniformes; Adrianichthyidae.